AUGGCGAAUACUCAGUCGCCGACUGGGAUUGCAGGGAAAAGAUGCGCGCACUGUAACACGCACACGACGCCUUUAUGGCGUAACGGUCCGGACGGACCGAAGACGUUGUGCAACGCGUGCGGCGUCAGAGACAAUCGAAGACAAAACAAGACGAGAAACGUUCAGCAAAAACCUCGCGUGAAGAAGGAGCCGAGGCCAGAAAAGGCUGAAAAAGAAAUCAAGAAGAAAGGCGAUGGCAAUCGACCGAAGAGAGGAAGUGCUGAUUAUAAAGACGGGAUAGAAAAUGACACGAACACUACGCCGACGAAGGGGAAUAAGAAGAAGGUUUCUCAACGCGAGUUGAACGCGCGCAUCCAAGGCUUUAAUAAAGAUCCGUUUGCGAAAACUGAGAAUAUUCACGUGCCACAGUUUGGUAAAGCGGAAACUGCGCAGUAUUACGCGAGUAUGAACGAUGGGAAAGCGUACAAGCCGCCGCAGGGGUAUCACAAGUCGGAUGGCGGAGUCGUCGCGGCGAGGUUUGGUCCGAACACCGCGGCGGCGACGUACGAGUGCGACGACCAAGAUUUGCAAUGGCUCGAAUCCCAAAGAGACGCGUUUGUUGCGGAAAACAUGAAAGAAAAGAAGAAAACGAAUACUGCGAUGAUGAAAAAGAAAGACCAGAAAAAGCAAGGAGAAGCAGAAGGAGGUAAACAAGCGGAGAUGAAAGGUAAAGACGGUGUGACGCAAGAACACGUGGAGAAACUUUUCGACGUCUUUGAAGAAGCGUCCUGGUGCGCGUCGAGUAUGGUGUCGUCGAACUCCGCGUGUGAUAUCGUCUUGGGUAGAUGUUAUUCGCCGUCGACGGAGGAAGAUGCGCUGCACUGGACGUCAGACCAACCGAUGCACGAAGCGUUUUUGGUUUCGCCGCCGCACUACAAACGCAACGAUAAGAGACAUAGUCUGCCGAAUAAGUACGAUACUUGGGGUGUGAUUAUGAAUGGCGGUGAAAAUUCCAACGACGCGACGUACGAUUGCGUGACUCUCCCUCAAACUCCGAGUACAAACGACGUCACUGCCGGCGACGGAGGUCUCAUCGGGAAGAAAAUGAAAACUGCAACAACAACAACAACACAUGCGAAAUCGAAAUUGAACAAAAGUGUGAUUAAUUCUGGUUCUGAAAAUUCCUCCGAGUGCUCCGAUGAUGAGCACUUGGCGAGACUGGAAAAGUUGUCGGAUAUAAACGAUUCUGACGUGGAAAACGUGUCGGGAAACGGGUCCAGCAAUGAUCUCGUCGUCAAAAGAGUUACAAGAAGUUUAAACAAUACGAAUAGUAAAUCUUUGACGAAAGUCCAUUUGGAAGGGCGAGCUGCUUCGGCGAAGCAGUCCGCCGCUGCGCUGAAGUUGCGCAAGGCGCGUCGCGCCGCCGAAUGGGUUCCCUCGACUGUGGAUGUCGGGGCGGGUGAGCUGAAAACGCCAAUCCAACAAAAGACCAAGAAAAACAACACCAACAACAAUUCAACGAAAUAUAAGAAUAAUAUCACAAACAGCGACAAGAAGAUCAACACAAACUCGAACGCAUUCGAUGCAUUCGGUGGUGGUGGUGGUGGUGGCAGUCUCAAAUUUGGAUUAACGAAACGCGUGACGCGCGGUUCGAAAUCUUCCUUGUCCUCCCUCGCGGAGACCGAGGAAGUUUUCGAUCGCGCGUUGCUCGAGAAGAAGAUGAACUUGACCGUGAAAGUAUCCCAAAAAAAUACGAGUGCGAAAGCAUUUUUUUCUCCAGGCGCUUCUAUUCGUCCGAAGCCGUUCGUUAUGAAGCAUGAUGCUAGUAUGGAUAAAGCUUUCGCAGAGCUGCGAAAAAGGUAUCCGCACGCGCCGUCUUGCGAAGUCGUUUUGACUGUUCAUCACUACUGGUAUCAGAAGAGGAUGGUUCAUAACAACGGUCGUCCAUUGCUCUCGCGAUUUUACUGGACGCCUUCAAAAGAACUUCGUGAACGUCCAGAGCUCGCCACUGAAGCUGAGCGCGAUCGCUACCUGUUUUGCUUUGAUGCCGCGGCGGUGAAACGCCAAAAGGCUGAAAAAGAAGAGCGAAAAAAUGCUCUGAUGAACAGUGGCGGUGCGCUUGCGCAGAAAAGACGACGACGACGAGCGUGCUUCAAUCCGGCAGCAUCCAAGAGACGACGCAAAGCGCAGGCGGAGAUGGAUUUCGCCACGACGCAACCUUUAACGAUUUGCUUCGAGCCGUUGGAGGACGUCUUGGAGUACGGUUUGGAGUACGUGGAAGCGGACGACGAACGCUACGUCGAACUCAUGGCGCUCGCUGAAAGAAGUGGAACUCCAAAGUUCAACGCUAAUAAGCGCGCGUCGCGAAGUGCGGCGGCAAGAGCGAAUAACGAAGACAGUGAGAAGAACACAAUCGUAGGAUCCUUGAUGAAGAAGAUGUUUGGUUGGCGAGGCUCAACCGAAUCGGAUUCGUUACAUCGUCCGGAAACUCCAAAGAAACGUCGCACGCCGAGAGGUGGAAGCGCGCGCGCGUGA
Molecule: messenger RNA, 2514 nt
Organism: Bathycoccus prasinos
Lineage: Eukaryota; Viridiplantae; Chlorophyta; Mamiellophyceae; Mamiellales; Bathycoccaceae
Exons: 1
Coding region: 1-2514 (837 amino acids)
Biological process (GO): flower development; regulation of DNA-templated transcription
Molecular function (GO): DNA-binding transcription factor activity; zinc ion binding; sequence-specific DNA binding
Source: RefSeq, a predicted model, not a curated record